CACCUCAUCCCCUCCCCCUUCAUUUCAACCUUCUCGCGCAGCUCAUCUUGCUACUUCUGUAUGCUUCCAAUUGAAUUCACUCCCCUCCCCCAGUUCCUAUCACCGACUACAAUCUUUCAAUCUUCGAUCUGGCUGGAUUUAGCCGUCAAUUGGAUAUUGCACAAAGGCCUUGAGCUUGUCACUUAUUCGAUACCCGCACUGGAAUCCAGCUGUGGAGCUGGCCACUACGGCAAGGAGGCUGGAUCUCGAAUUGUGUGCAUUUGUAGCACGCUACGACUCCACAAUAGCGCAAGUGCCUUUUACGUGCACACAAUACAUUCAGAGGGGUCAUUGAUACCUUCACGCCUUCAGAUAUCCGUCUCUGCAAAGUUAUCCAUUUGCAUACCAUCAGCCGCUGAGCAUCCAAAUUUGCCCAUAAUAGUGAAAGCCAAGUCAAGAUGGGUUGGUUUGACGGAAAAUCCUCAUCCUCGUCUUCCCACACACAUGUCCGCCGACGCUCCUCCCCCUCCAGACGAUCCACUUAUUCAUCCCAACAUCCUCGCCACUCUACCCCCUCGCUCUUGAGUAUGAAUGGUGGUAGUCGCGCAGGACGGACCAGUCCAUCAGUACUCUCAUCCUCAUCGUCGCGACGCGCACGGCCCCGAUCAGGCUUCGUGCAGCGGGUGGUCCGCUACAUCAGACGCUUGCUCCGUGACAUCUACGACUACGCCCGUCGUAAUCCCGUGAAGGUUCUCAUCCUAGUUGUUAUACCGCUCCUCACGAGUGGUGUCUUGCAGAAAUUACUCGCAAUGGUUGGCAUCCGCCUCCCAAAAAGCAUCUUUGGUGGAAAUUCUCCGAAGUCUAGCCCCAAUAGCAUGUCAGACAACAUCAAGGGACUCAUGAACAUUGCGAAAAUGAUGAUGUAGCCGUUGAAACCCUCGAUCUCGUCUUCUUCGGCUCAGGAGGCCUAUCGCCUGGAUAUGGAUCUAUUUUCUCACUCACCAGUUUGAGCGGGAGAUUAGUGUGGAAGAGCCCGAAAAAUGGACGACGCUCACGAUCACGAUAUUAUGACGAUACGAUGCAAACUUGACCUGAUGGCUUUUCUUAGUUCAUACAUUCGUUUGCUUGCAGGUUGCUCAGAAAAGCCAUGUUUCAGAUACAAGUUUUGAGAUAUAUCAAGCUUAUAUCCAAUUGUUUGGGAAGUAUUCAGACACUACUGCCAACGAAACGCUUGUCAUGGCCUAUCGAAAUGAACUUUUGACACCAA
Molecule: messenger RNA, 1246 nt
Organism: Aspergillus sclerotioniger CBS 115572
Lineage: Eukaryota; Fungi; Ascomycota; Eurotiomycetes; Eurotiales; Aspergillaceae
Exons: 1
Coding region: 438-905 (155 amino acids)
Source: RefSeq, a predicted model, not a curated record